CGAUAGCUGACUCUGGUAACACUGCACCACCAUUAGGUUAGAACAAGAAGAACAAUAAUAAAUUCGUGUAUACACAAAAUAAGAAGAUGAGCCGCAAAGAAGCACUGUCUCAAUUUAUACAACAAAUUCAUGGCCGACCAGUCGUAGUGAAAUUGAAUAGUGGUGUUGAUUACAGAGGUGUCUUGGCAUGUCUUGAUGGGUACAUGAACAUCGCGCUUGAACAAACAGAAGAAUACGUCAAUGGACAGUUAAAGAAUAAGUACGGCGAUGCCUUCAUUCGAGGAAAUAAUGUGCUGUACAUAAGCACACAGAAACGAAGGACAUGAAAUGCGAAUUUCUGAGUUUCUAAAACUUACAAUAUAUAAUUAAGAUAAGAUAAGAAAAGAAACAGAAGGAAAUAAUGGACUGUCAUAUUAUAUUUCUUCAAAAAAAUAUUCAGUUGUAAUA
Molecule: messenger RNA, 447 nt
Organism: Diprion similis
Lineage: Eukaryota; Metazoa; Arthropoda; Insecta; Hymenoptera; Diprionidae
Product: U6 snRNA-associated Sm-like protein LSm6
Exons: 3
Coding region: 87-326 (79 amino acids)
Biological process (GO): mRNA splicing, via spliceosome; maturation of SSU-rRNA
Cellular component (GO): U6 snRNP; P-body; U4/U6 x U5 tri-snRNP complex
Molecular function (GO): RNA binding
Source: RefSeq, a predicted model, not a curated record